This is a messenger RNA of Pygocentrus nattereri (red-bellied piranha), 4975 nucleotides long. RefSeq lists its product as uncharacterized. Gene Ontology annotation, cellular component: nucleus. NCBI's taxonomy places the organism in Eukaryota, Metazoa, Chordata, Actinopteri, Characiformes, Serrasalmidae. The transcript has 25 exons. Gene Ontology annotation, molecular function: DNA binding; DNA (cytosine-5-)-methyltransferase activity, acting on CpG substrates; protein binding. Gene Ontology annotation, biological process: negative regulation of transcription by RNA polymerase II. Bases 218 to 4717 code for a protein of 1499 amino acids. The record is from RefSeq and is a predicted model, not a curated record.
UGAUGUGGUUAAAGUUUGUAUUAAAGACAGUGGCGAAUUGUUCUCUACGGGUAGAAACAGGCUUUCUAAAUGUACCUCUAAAUGCGGGCGCGCGUCACUGUGGUGGAGGUUAGACGGGCUGAAGGCUUCCUCGGACACCGGGGAGACGCAGAGAAACACGUGUGUCGCCGAGUAGCUCGUCCCCCCGGCUCUGUAGCUAGAUUAGGGUUAUGGGAAGAUGGUGGUGAUUGGGGUUCUCACACCAAAUGAUAAACAUGCUGACUCUGAGCUGCUGGCCUGGCUCAAUCACACACUGCAGUCUAGCUUCAUCAAAGUGGAGGAAACAUGCUCAGGAGCUGCCUACUGCCAGUUGAUGGACUUGCUUAUCCCUGGCUGUAUUGACUUAAAGAAAGUAAAGUUUAAAGCUGAAGAUGAAACAGACAUGCUUAACAAUUUCAAGCUGCUUGAAAAGGCCUUCGACCUCAAUUCCAUCAAAAAACCGCGGGAGUUUGACUUGGUGGUCCUUGGAGACUUUGUAGAGACUGCCAAACUGCUGAGAUGGUUCAAAGUAUAUUUUGAUCAGAAUUUUAACGGACAGACAUACAAUCCAGUGGUGGCGCGUGGUGGACAGAGUUUAGAGCCUUUCCUUGAUAAAAAACCAAAGGCUCUUGCACAGCUGGACUUCUCAAAUAAAGGAGCUGGACGCCAUCUAGACAUCAGCACACAAAUCGAAGCUGUGGAUUCAUUCUCCUGCAGCCUGACAACACUGCUUUUUAUCAAGAAACACUGGUCGUCUUUCUCAGCCAGCACCGACUUACAUGUUACAUAUAGUGCAGCCAGACAAGUGCUGGGCCAUAAAUACCCCAGUGAUAUCACAGCCUCUUGUGUUGGAACCCCUUACUGCCUGUACGUAUACCAUGGAGUAGAGCUUAUGGAAAGGGAGAAGGGUAGUGUAAUCCUAAUAGGACAUUUUGACCAGGUUGCUGGAAAGAGCAGAGUCAGGCUGCUUGAUGUCAUUCAGCCCAUGAAGGAGACAAAUGCUGCUCUGCUGACCUGCCUAAAGAAGACACUGAAGAAGUUUGAAAUCCCUCUAGUGAACCUGGCAGCAUUUUAUUACAGUUCACCCGACCCUACAGAGCUUGUUUCAGGCCUGAAGAUCCUGAAUCCCAGAAUGCUGUCACUGUGUAGCCUCACUAAUCUCGCAGGACAAGCUUGUCACAGUGGCAUAAUGGCGAUGGAGCUGUCCAGGAAAAUCAGGGGACUUCUCAAGAAGGUCCACCAACAUUUUCCGUCUCUCCCAGCCUCUCUUAAGGAACAGCUCAGUAGUAUGGACGACCCCAACUUCAACUCCUCUUUGACAUCCAAUUGUGUGCUCUUGAGGACAGUAGUCCAUAAAAUGACCACAGUUUGGUCAGACUUGGCGCAGUACUUUAGCUCACUGGGUGCUCGUAGCAGUAUCAGGGAAAUUCGUCGUCUCUUCAGAGAUCAGUGCUUAAGAGUGAGCUUUUUGUUUCUUGGCCAUGCUCUACAACCUCUGUGUGAGUUUCAAGAGGUCUGGCUUAAUGAUGGAGAUUUUAACAAAGUCCUCAAAAAUGCUUUAGGCUUAAUCCAGCUUUAUACAUCCAGCUUCCUCCAGCCUAAAUCCAUGGAACACUUCAUGAGAAGCAGUGGGUCCCCCAGAAGUGACCUGAUAGAAUAUCUACCGAGAGACAAGAUGAUGGUUGGCGCAGAGGUGGUGGAGUAUCUUCGACAGAAGAAAGAUGCCAAGCUGACUGACAGUCUAGACCUCUUCUACAAGAGUGCCAUCUCAUUCUACGCUGCAGUCGCUUCCAGUAUCGUCAAGAGCUUACCCUUGCCUGACACUGCCCUGAGGAACAUGGCUCUCAUCUUAAGCCCAGAGGGAAGGAUGGAGGUCACAGGGAAAGCUGUAGCAGAUUUAGGUAUGCUCUUUGGGGUUUGCCCAAGAGCAGAGGAUGUUAGCUUGUUAACAGAUGAUUUUUUUGAGUACCAGUUUGCUGAGCAGGAAAACUCACCUAGUCCAGCUGACCAGUCUGUGGACCAGUACUGGAGGGCGGAGAUGAGGAUUAUGGGAAAGACGUCCAUUUUCCGAAAGCUGAUCCUGAGCCUCUUGGCCCUGCCUAAAACUUUGAGAAUGGAAAGCGUCUUUGCACAAGUGUUUAAUGGUGCAGGUGAUUACACUCUGCUCGAGAGGGAAAAGGAGAUCUCUGAGGAAAAGAGUGUGCCACAGGAUGAUGAUGUCACUGACAGCAGCUCCUAUAAAAGUGCCCCAUCACACCCUCUCAGCCCAGAAACCCAGGAGAGCGUAGCAUCAGAUGUUAUUGACCUGACUGAAGUGGAUGAUGUUAUACCUAUGGAGACGAACACCUAUACCUCUCAUUCGGAGACAGAAGUGAAAGGGAAAAAACAAGACGAGACAAAGAUUUCAGAAUCAAUAGUCAUUGAUGAUGAUGAUGAUGAUGAUGAUGAUGAUGAUGAUGAAGAAGAAGAAGAAGAAGAAGAUGAUGAUGAUGAUGUCACUGACGAUGAUGUUAUGUGGACUGAUCAUUUUUAUCCAGUGCCGCUUCACAGUUCAGUGAAGGACGUCACCUCAACGCCUAACAAAGAGGAAAUGGAUCACUCAUGUCAGGAUAAGACGGCGUUUGCAGUAGGGGCGAUGGUAUGGGGGUCGGUGGAAGGCUUUGCGGUUUGGCCUGGCCUGGUGGAGGAGUUGACUAGACUGAAGAAUGGAGACACCCUGUGUAAAGUAGCUUGGUUCGGUGAUGGUAUGAUCUCUGAGAUCCGUUCAGAUGCUCUCCAGCCUUACUCUGUGUUUGCGCAGUGCUUCUGCCCUAAUUCCUUUGCUACUGUGACCGCAUACAAGGACGCCAUCUUUCGUUCUCUGCAGGUGGCCGCUAACCGCACUGAAACAGUGUUUUCUCUUGAGUCGGACUCUCAGGAUGAGCUGCUGAGAGUUCUGCUGGACUGGGCAUUUGGAGGAUUUAAACCUGCGGGACCAAAUGGACUUAAACCUCGAUCAAGAGAAAAUGAGUGCCAUAAAGUUUUCAAGUGGAGCCCACAAAAAUCAGCUGAAACGCCUGUGAGCGAGAUUCAAAGGACACAUCAAGGAAAAUCUGACAAGGUAGUCAGGUUGAAAGACGUGUCUGUCUGCUUGAACAAUCUGUCUAAAUCUGUGGACCUGCAGAAGGGCUGGGUGGACCUAAAGGAUGAAGAAGUUAGCAGAAAGUUAAGCUGGAAAGAGGAGGACUCAGAGUCUGUGAGGAAAUCGUCUCUUUCUGACAGUCACCCAGCUCCCAGAAAACUAAAAUAUGCUUCCAAGAAUAAGGAUCAAAACAAAGAUCAAAGCCCUCGUGUUCAGAAAAAGCAGGACUACAACAGGCAUGAAAUGGCGCACGAGGUUUUGGUCAAAGGGAAGAACAUUGAAGAUUUCUGCCUGUCGUGUGGGACUGGACGUGUUGAGAUCUUCCAUCCGCUGUUUGAAGGGAGUCUCUGUUUAAAAUGCAAGGAUAAUUUCACAGAGACGCUUUAUCGGUAUGAUGAUGAUGGCUACCAGUCGUACUGCACUGUGUGCUGUGCUGGACUAGAGGUCAUCCUGUGUGGAAACGACAGCUGCUGUCGCUCUUUCUGUGUGGACUGUGUGGACAUCCUGGUUGGUAACGGCACGUUUGACCAACUAAAGGAUCUGGAUCCGUGGAUCUGUUACCUGUGUGCACCAGAGAAAAGCUCUGGAGCAUUGAAACCCAGACAUGACUGGAGUAUCCGUGUCCAAGAGUUCUUUGCCAAUAACAGUGCUAUGGAGUUUGAGCCUCAUCGUGUUUAUCCAGCAAUCCCUGCCAACAUGCGUCGUCCAAUCAGGGUCCUCUCUUUAUUUGAUGGUAUUUCUACAGGGUAUCUGGUACUGAAGGAUCUGGGCUUUAAAGUGGAAAAGUAUGUCGCAUCAGAAGUAGAUGACGAAUCCAUUGCUGUCUCUAUGGUGAACCAUGAUGGAAAAAUCACUCAGGUGGAUGACGUCCGAAGAAUCACCAAAAAGCAUAUUGAGAAGUGGGGUCCAUUUGAUCUUCUCAUUGGUGGGAGCCCAUGCAACGACUUAUCUAUAGUAAACCCAGCACGGAAAGGAUUGUUCGAAGGCACAGGGCGGCUCUUCUUUGACUACUAUCGGCUGCUGAACGUCAUGAAGCCAAAGGAAGGCGACCCUCGGCCGUUCUUCUGGCUCUUCGAGAAUGUUGUAUUCAUGAACAACAGGGACAAAGCUGAUAUCUGCCGUUUCCUAGAGUGCAACCCGGUCCUUGUUGAUGCUGUUAAAGUGAGCCCAGCCCACAGAGCCCGGUACUUCUGGGGGAACCUCCCAGGCAUGAACAGACCAAUCAUUGCUUCUCAAAACGACAAGCUGACUCUUCAGGAAUGCCUCGAACCCGGUCGCACUGCUAAGUAUGUCAAAGUGCGCACCAUCACCACUCGAUCAAACUCCCUCAAGCAGGGGGCCAAUGACCGUCAUUUCCCCAUCUCCAUGAAUGGAAAGGAUGACGGUAUAUGGAUCACCGAAAUGGAGAAGAUUUUUGGAUUUCCGAAGCAUUACACAGACGUGAAGAACAUGGGCCGUAAUCAGAGACAGAAGGUGCUGGGUAAAUCCUGGAGCGUCCCGGUGAUCAGACACCUGUUUGCUCCACUGAAGGAUUACUUUGCCUGUGACGAGGUCCUCUCAAAAUGUGGAGAGCUUUAAAAGAGCUUGUCUCUCUGUCACAGUUCAAGACUCAGGAAUUCAUCAGUGAUUUUAAAAUUGCCUUUUUUUUUUUAAACUGAAUGUAUAGAUAAUCAAGUUAUGCUGAAUGUACUUGAAAGUGCUGAAAGUCAAAGAUAUUGACUUAUCUAUGGACGGUACCAGAUGUUUGGUCUUUUAUUGUGAUGAAUAAUGUUUUCUUAAAUUUUCCAACAUUUGGUUUUUAAUCCACAUUGUUAAAUAAAUGACCAGCAGUUUGAA